CGCCAUGGUUCCAUACGUAGAAGGAAGCCCCAGUCCCUGUCAUCUGAUCAUGAAGAUUUGGUGGCUCCUUCUGGUUAUGGGUGCAUGCGCAAAGAGUGUGUACUCCCAGGACACCUGCCGGCAAGGGCACUCUGGCAUCCCGGGGAAUCCAGGUCACAAUGGCCUCCCGGGAAGAGAUGGACGAGAUGGCUCCAAGGGUGACAAAGGAGAUACAGGAGAACCAGGACGUCCCGGAGACCCAGGGAAGGAUGGAAUUCGUGGGGAGAAAGGAGAACCAGGAGCAGAUGGAAAAGUUGAAGCAAAAGGCAUCAAAGGUGAUCCAGGCUCCAGAGGAUCCCCAGGGAAGCAUGGCCCGAAGGGAUCCAUUGGCCCUACAGGAGAACAAGGGCUGCCUGGAGAGACUGGCCCACAGGGGCAGAAGGGAGAUAAAGGCGAUGUGGGCCCCACUGGUCCAGAAGGACUGAUGGGCAGUACUGGACCAUUGGGCCCCAAGGGCUUACCUGGUCCGGUGGGCCCCAUUGGCAAACCAGGUCCUAAGGGAGAAGCCGGACCCAUGGGCCCCCAGGGGGAGCCGGGAGUCAGAGGGAUGAGAGGCUGGAAAGGCGAUCGAGGAGAGAAAGGGAAAGUGGGUGAGGCUCCCAGCUUGCCUAAGAGUGCCUUCACUGUGGGUCUCACGGUGAUCAGCAAGUUCCCCCCUCCUGAUGCGCCCAUUAAAUUCGAUAAGAUCCUAUACAAUGAACUGAACCAUUACAACGUGGCGACGGGGAAAUUCACCUGCCACGUGGCCGGCGUCUAUUACUUCACCUACCACAUCACUGUUUUUUCCAGGAAUGUGCAGGUCUCUUUGGUCAAAAAUGGGGCAAAAGUCCUGCAUACCAAGGAUGGUUACAUGAGCUCUGAGGACCAGGCCUCUGGUGGCAUCGUGCUGGAGCUGAAGCUCGGGGACGAGGUGUGGAUGCAGGUGACGGGAGGAGAGAGGUUUAAUGGCUUGUUUGCAGAUGAGGACGACGACACCACCUUCACUGGCUUCCUUCUGUUCAGCAGCUCUUGACACAGUGGACUCUGUACAUGGGCCUCACUGAAGGCUCUGCUGGUGGACAUGGUGCCCCCAGAGCUAGCUCGGGGGCGGUGGGAUGUGACUGUGUCCAUUCUUCCAAUUAUUGCGUCCAUCCUAAAGUGCAGAGGUGGGAAGCUAAGCCUACAGAGUCAGUCAUUCGAACACAUUCAUAAUAAACUA
Messenger RNA from Microtus ochrogaster (prairie vole), 1237 nucleotides. Its product is annotated as complement C1q and tumor necrosis factor-related protein 9. Gene Ontology annotation, molecular function: protein binding. NCBI's taxonomy places the organism in Eukaryota, Metazoa, Chordata, Mammalia, Rodentia, Cricetidae. The record is from RefSeq and is a predicted model, not a curated record.